AUGCCCGGCGCCCGGGUCGCGGCCCACCUGGACGCGCUGGGCCCCCUGGUCCCCUACGUGCCGCCGCCGCUGCUGCCCUCUAUGUUCUACGUGGGCCUGUUCUUCGUUAAUGUGCUGAUCCUGUACUACGCCUUCCUCAUGGAGUACAUCGUCCUCAACGUGGGCCUCGUCUUCCUGCCCGAGGACAUGGACCAGGCGCUCGUGGACCUCGGCGUGCUCUCCGACCCCGGCUCGGGCCUCUACGAUGCCGACUCGGAGCUCGACGUUUUCGAUGGGUACUUGGAGUAGGGUCUUGACUGCCAUCCCUCCCUCCCCUCCACGAUCCGCAAGCCUUGGCCUGGACCAGCCGCCCAGAUUAUGUCGCUGCUGCUGGUUGGGGGUCCUCCCCAGCUUCCGAGGCCUGCCUGCUCCCUUCAAAAGCUUCGUGCCAACAGAGGGAUGCCCGUUUGCACCCAGGAGUGUGGAAGGAGAGAUGGGGACCAGUGCCGAGGUUGGGAAGGUAUCUUCCCCCAAAGAAUGGGAAAGGUGAGGGGCAUCCGGAGACCUCUUCUGCCUGCAGCCUCACACAGACAGCCUGGCCAUGGCUUAUGACUUUUUGCAGUCGCGAUGGAUGUUUACAGGAACCCAGCCAGAGUUUGCCUCCCUGCACUUCACCCCCGACUGCAUCUGCUUCCCACUCUUAACCUUCGGAGAGGACACUUCCAACCGUGCACACACGCAAAAGCGACUCCGUUUGAUGCCAGUUGAGCCUUAAGCCCGGCUGGGUUUGGCCUGAGGCCGGUCUUAGAUUUAGUGACUGUUUUUGGGCAGUGACUCAAAAGAAAGGAGCCGAGGAAGCAUGCUGAGGGCCGAGGGUAGGUUUUUGACUUCAUCAUUUCAGGUUGUUCUUCAUCAAGUUGGCAGAACCAAGACGUCAUGCUAGGGGAGUGCCACGUUGCUCCUCUGGCCACAAAUAUAUUUUUGAAAAUGUGAGUAGUGUGUAUACUUGAUUUGGACAUACCUGUAAACGCAAUACUUAGGAGGCUGACUUCUUUUGAUUAAAACAUGUAUGCAACUCCGACCCCUGGGGGCCCUGCCUUUUUUUUUUUUCUUUCAGAUUCAAGAAAGAGGUGCUUUUAUGGAACCUCAUGGUUGACAUAGGGCAGAAGAGUCAGGGCUUCCCAAGUUGGAGAUCCAGCAGGGUUUGGAGACUCUACCCCAGCUGGGCUGGCCUGAGAGUUCCAGACUGGCCCCUUUCCGGCUUCCACAAGCCUGAACUGCUCGGGGCAGACUUUGGGGUGUGGUGGGGAAAGCCUGGUGGCCACGCUAGAAAUCAUGCCUAAACCCCAGAGAAGUGGAGGUGUGAUCUCCCCGUGCCAGGAUCACGGUAGACCUCUGUUAAAGAAGAGGGGAGGAAAGGAGGGAAAGAACCAAUGAAUGAGUGAAAUUGGGUCCUUGCAGCUUCAUGGAAAAAUGGCAGGAAUUCUCUCCAAUCUGCAGAGCACUUGAUGGUUUUCAAAGCACCCUUACAUACACACCAGGUUAAGCAAGGCACAGAGAGAGGAUUAGCCCCAUUCUAUAGAUGAGGAGACUGAGUGGGGUGUAGUAAAGUUACAGCAGAACCUAGAGGAGAGACAGUGUAGCAUCACUUGUCUUCAUGUGACUCCUAAGGAAGGGGAUGCGAAGAAAUGCGAAAAGAAGGUAUUUGAGAGACCCUGGGAAAAAGAUGAAUGUGGGAAGGGAGACGUUUGAGUUGGGAGAGAGGCUUGAGGGGAAAGGAGAGGGUUCAGAAGGUGCCUGUGCCCGCAGAGAGAUCCUCCAAAGAAAUUGGAAGUUGAAUUGACAUCUUGAGUCCUUUCUUUAUAGGGUGUGACCUAUAAAUAUCACAUCUGUGACAUGCGGACGGUGAUUUACCCACCUGUUAUGAUGACUUCGUGUUAAUCACAAAAAGGUGCCACUGUGGGCUGACGCAGCCCUAUACCGGGACUCACAGCUUGGCAAGCAGAGCCCCGACUAGUUUGCAGCCCCUGUUAUCUCCUUGUCACAGUGCCUUUGUGCAGUGCACAGACUGCCCAACCACACCUGGCGGCUCUGUCCAGAGAGUUUUUAAAAUUUGCUAAAAUGCAAGACUCACCAUGACGGGAAACUUGAGCAUCUUACUACAGUAACCACUGUGGUGUGUACUCAGUACAUUUUUGUAGAAUGAAUAAAGCAAAGUUAUGAUGAGUA
This is a messenger RNA of Galeopterus variegatus (Sunda flying lemur), 2208 nucleotides long. RefSeq names its product Dexi homolog (mouse) (gene DEXI). NCBI's taxonomy places the organism in Eukaryota, Metazoa, Chordata, Mammalia, Dermoptera, Cynocephalidae. The record is from RefSeq and is a predicted model, not a curated record. Bases 1 to 288 code for a protein of 95 amino acids. The transcript is spliced from 3 exons.